This is a messenger RNA of Aureobasidium pullulans EXF-150, 1458 nucleotides long. RefSeq names its product MAP kinase. Gene Ontology annotation, molecular function: ATP binding; protein kinase activity. The coding region runs from base 1 to 1458 and encodes 485 amino acids. The transcript has 2 exons. Gene Ontology annotation, biological process: protein phosphorylation. The record is from RefSeq and is a predicted model, not a curated record. NCBI's taxonomy places the organism in Eukaryota, Fungi, Ascomycota, Dothideomycetes, Dothideales, Saccotheciaceae.
AUGUCGGACGCCUUCAAGACGAAGACGAUGAAGCGCAAGAACGUCAAGGGUCUGGCCCUUAGCGCUCCCGCUCCUCGUCCUGCACAACCCGCCACGCCCGACGGUGAAUCAACCGGUGGUCAAGAUGGAGGCCGCGCAGACACACUUGAGAUCGGAGUCGAGUUCAGGUUAGAUCUCAAGAGCGAAGAUCUACAGGUCAUCAAAGAGUUGGGAGCAGGAAAUGGUGGCACAGUCAGCAAGGUCAUGCACACAGCUACCAAGGUUGUCAUGGCACGCAAGAUCAUCCACGUCGAGGCAAAGAAGGAGAUCCGAAAGCGCAUCGUACGAGAGUUGCAAAUCAUGCACGAGUGUAACUCUUCGUCGAUUGUAUCUUUCUAUGGCGCCUUCUUGAACGACAUGGGCGAUGUUGUCAUGUGUAUGGAGUACAUGGAUGUCGGCUCACUGGACAGCAUCUCUAAGAACUUUGGACCGGUGCGUGUCGACGUUCUAGGAAAGAUUGCAGAGUCCGUCUUGGGUGGGCUCGCAUACCUCUACCGCAUGCACCGCAUCAUGCAUCGCGACAUCAAGCCAUCGAAUAUCCUGGUCAACAGCAAGGGUCAGAUCAAGUUGUGCGACUUUGGCGUCAGCAGUGAGCUUGACAAUUCGGUGGCUGAUACUUUUGUCGGAACGGGCACGUACAUGGCGCCCGAGAGAAUCCAGGGAUCUCCUUACACAGUCAAGUCGGACGUGUGGAGUGUCGGUUUGUCGUUGAUGGAGCUUGCCAUCGGCAAGUUCCCCUUUCACAGCGAGAAUGGCGAAGACGACGACCUGGCCGGCCCUCAGGGCAUUCUCGACCUUCUUCAGCAGAUCGUGCUGGAGCCAUCACCGAAGCUUCCCAAGAGUGACGCUUUCCCCAAGAUCCUCCACGAUGUCAUCGACAAGUGUCUUAUGAAGAACCCUGACGACCGACCGACACCAGCAGAACUCUUCGAGACAGAUCCCUUCCUGCAAGCUGCUAAGCGCACGCCUGUCGACCUCGAGGCCUGGGCUGUCAGCAUGAUGGAACGCCACAACCGCAAGUCUCACCUUGUGCCACAAAUGUCGCCUCAGACAAAGCAGCUACUACGAUCUGGAGGCAGAGAGCCUGAGAACCAGCCGAGUCCGGCAUCCUCGUCAUCGGGCGACAUCCCUAUUAGCACACAGUCCAUGCCGCGCCACUCACAACGCCCGAGUUACCCUAUGCGCACCUCUAGCGCUGGUCAGGUACCCAUGGCUAGCCAACAGCCCAUGAACCUGCCUAUACGCCCUGCACCACCCGCCGCCUCCUUGUCACAACCACGCUCCGCACGCCGCGAGCCCGUGCCUACAUCGAGGCCCGAUUCGGCCCCGCGCUCGACGCCCAGACGCGCUCCCAACUACGAUUACUCAAACUACGAUGACAUUGUCUCUGGCUACUACGACACAAACAACAAGUUUUAG